AUGGAUUCUUCAACCCUGCGCCUGAAGGCGCGGCCGCCUGUCGAGGACGAAAUCGAGAACUGGGAUGACGACGAUUUUCUGAUUGACGGCGAAGACAUCGCGUUUCCUUCUGCUUCUAAUUCCAAUUCGAUCAACAACGCGUCGUACAACCGGCGCGACUCGGCAUCCUCCUUCCGCUCCGAAUACGACUCCAUCCACGCGGAGGAAGAGAAGCAGGUGCAUUUACCAGACAACGAUGAGAAGUCAACACUAGACGCGAUUGCCGCCGCGGCUAAGGCCGGCAUCCCGCUUCCUAAGAAUGUGCCACCCACGGCCCUGAUGGGCGGCACGAUCAAGCGACUUGGAGGAAGGAAGAUCAAGAAAAUCAUCCAGGAGGACUGGGUAGACGACCUGGAGUUCCCAGAGCUAGGACAGGGGCUGCAAAUCAAGACACGGGAAAGCACACAUUUCCCUGAAGUGUUGCGCCAAGUCAGUAACUCGGCGCAACCUAGUCCUUCAAAGUCGUUAAGGCUUUCUCUCCCUCUGGCGCAAGAGGAGCCCAAGGAGACGAAAUCGACACCUUCACCAAGCUUCAUUGACCUGGAAAAGUUCCGGGAUGCUGACGACGACGACGAUUUCUUCGAUGGUGGCGCGACCAUCAAAGUCUCCAAGAGGCGUGAACCGCCCAGACCACUCUCCCUAAUCACGCCCCCAACUCCGCAGAAGACCUCCAAUGACGCUCUUUCCAACACCGUCAUAGUGGGUGAGGAUGACUUCGAAAAUGACUUUGAACUCCCAGAGGACGGCAAACUCACACUUACCGCCAAGAGGGACAUUCCCCCCAAGACACCAACGUUCAACAACAUCCUGGAUGAUCUUGACUGGGCCGAAGGCAGUUUGGGGACAAGAUUUGGCGGCACUAGGCGUGACGCGCAGUCCACUCGAAGCUCCUCAGUAUCCGCAUUUAGCCCAAGCAUUGCGAGUUCAAUAAUGGAGAGUGAGGAUGAGGCAUUCGAAGGGCUGAUCAUCCCACACGGACCGCUUGAUUUUGGAGAGCGCCUCAAGCGUCGGCGCAAGAGCCGUUCGCCCCCGCGUUUCCCGCAGGACACGAUCAAGGAGGAAUCCGAGAAGGAGGAGCCCCCAAGACGGAAACCUGUCAAACAAGAGAGGCCAGAAGACAAGGAGGAUUUCCUUGUUGGACUCGAGAUUGGUGAUGGCGAGGUCUUCGACUCGCGGAAAUUGACCCUCAAUCGCAACAUCCAAGUCAAGUCCGGCAGGCCUACCAGCCCUGCGCGGCCCAAGACGUCAGUCGCCCUUAAGUUUACAAACAAGCCAGUCACUGCAUCUCGCCUCCCACGGCCUAUGGGGCCGGUGGGACCGAUGGUGAGCCAUGAGCGAUCCCACACUCAAUCCUCUCUGGAACCCGUUUCCGAAAGUGGUGGUCCCAUCCAACGCGGCCACUCGCGCCGGUCACUGGGGGCCCGUCUCGGGGGUCAUUCUGCCCAUUCUUCUGUGACGAGCAUCAGCUCAGUUACUUCACCGGGCACACCUUCGUCCACACACACCAUAACUCCUUCGACCCCGCGUAGGAGGGAGCUUGGCCAGAGGACAUCACAAGCAUCACUAAGACAUGAACCCGCCACCACGACGAAUGCGCAGUUGCUUCGUUUGAAGCGAUCGCUGCCCGUGAUGCGUGGGACCCAACCCCCUUCGCGGCCCUCGGUCGUCCGAGCGUUCGACCGGCCUCCGUCGCGUACUGACCAGCCGAGUCGCGUCCCAAUUAUUCGGCCUAAGACCCCCGUGGAUCGUCCGCGCCCGUCGGAGAGCGCUGCAGCAGUAUCACGUAAAGCCCCCGUGCCAUUCCUCCCCGCCGGGGCUUCCGCCACCCAAUCGUACAAUGUUAAUGCGAAAACCCGCACUUUCCGCCGCCAUGACUCGGAAACCAGCAUUGAGUUCCGGCCCAGCUCACGGACAGUGUCUCGCUCGACGAUUCGGUCGCCUAGUCCGCGCCUGUAUCGUUCAGUCGAGAAAGCUACUCCGGAUGGGAAUACGUGGGGCCGACUCAGCGUCCCUCGCCGGGCUAAGAAUUUUGGUGACGGGCAUGAGCUCGAUGCCUUUGACGACUUGCCCACAUCGACCCACGCUGAGUCGAAGUUUUUGAAGCAACCGCUCAGCGCAAAAUCACAGACACGAACCAAGAGCUACCAGAACAUCCCCCCAGAUCGCAACAUUACCCCUUCCCCUCGCGUCCCUUACCCUUCCCGUGUCGACAACGUGCCCAGUUUUGCUCGCGAUACUGCCGCUAGCCGGAUCGCACGGGAGACAAGCCUUGCGCAGCGCAAUCCAUCGGGGUUGUUUGCUCCGCUUACCACCCAGCGCGUUGCCCAGCUCUCGGCCAAGAGCAGUUUCAGCUCUCAGCCUCAGUUUACGAUGCCGGCGGCCAAGGCGAGGAAGAUUCGGCGCUCGCCGCAGUCCAAGCCGCAUUUGAUCUCCAAUCUGAACCCGCCGAGGGACCCGAAGAUGGUCAAGGGCAUGUGGUACAACCCAGAGACGUUCCGAUGGGAGGGUAACGACACCGCACUGAGCGCCUUCGAGGUACCGGCCUCAUCACCGUCGACCACGUCUGUGCCUCAGCACAUGACUCGCGAACGGGAAGCCUCCACACCACGACCGGCUUUGAUUACCAAUAUCGGUCCAACCAAGGGCGUCCAGGUCGUCGGCGGGAUGGUAUUCGACCCACAAAACAUGUGCUGGCUCAAGCUAGCGCCGCAGAGCCGAUCGGAAAAGAGCGACACACUUGACGGGUUCAAUGCCUUCGAUGACGACGAGGACGUGUUCAAGGACAUACCGGACCUCGAGGAACGUACCAUGGCGUCUAGUGAUGGUGGUGAUGGAGUCGGCGGCGGGCACCCGCGUGUCAGCGACGUCAACCAUGAGUGGCCGGUCGGUGAGGAGUUUGAUGUCGGGCCCGAGUUUGUGCGGCGCCAGCGUGAGGAGGAGGAUCGGUGGAGGAAGAAGUGUCGCCCCUGGGUCAACUACCAUGUUGACCGCGGCGAUGCCUGGAAGUGGGCCAUCCGUGGCAUUAUCGUCGAUGACUAA
Molecule: messenger RNA, 3078 nt
Organism: Dichotomopilus funicola
Lineage: Eukaryota; Fungi; Ascomycota; Sordariomycetes; Sordariales; Chaetomiaceae
Exons: 2
Coding region: 1-3078 (1025 amino acids)
Biological process (GO): mitotic spindle orientation checkpoint signaling; regulation of Ras protein signal transduction
Cellular component (GO): mitotic spindle pole body; SIN/MEN two-component GAP complex
Molecular function (GO): GTPase activator activity
Source: RefSeq, a predicted model, not a curated record